AUGCCGAAAGGAAAGAAGGCCAAGGGGAAGAAGGUGGCCCCGGCCCCUUCAGUGGUGAAGAAGCUUGAGGCCAAGAAAGUGGUCAACCCGCUCUUCGAGAAGAGGCCCAAGAACUAUGGCAUUGGCCAAGAUAUUCAACCCAAGCGCGAUCUGACCCGCUUCGUUAAAUGGCCCCGCUACAUCAGGCUUCAGCGGCAGAGGUCCAUCCUGUACAAGCGACUGAAGGUGCCCCCUGCAAUCAACCAGUUCACACAGGCACUGGACAGGCAGACAGCUACUCAGCUUUUUAAGCUGGCGCACAAAUACAGGCCAGAGACUAAACAAGAGAAGAGGCAGAGACUGUUAGCUCGUGCAGAACAGAAGGCUGCCGGCAAAGGGGAUGCCCCUACGAAAAGACCACCGGUGCUUCGGGCAGGUGUCAACACAGUAACCACCUUGGUGGAAAACAAGAAGGCCCAGUUGGUGGUAAUCGCACACGACGUGGAUCCUAUCGAGCUGGUUGUGUUCCUACCUGCACUGUGCCGUAAAAUGGGUGUCCCGUAUUGUAUCAUCAAGGGUAAGGCGAGGCUGGGACGUCUGGUUCACAGGAAGACCUGCACUUCUGUUGCCUUGACACAAGUUAAUCCAGAAGAUAAAGGUGCAUUAGCAAAGCUGGUGGAGGCUGUCAGGACCAACUACAAUGACAGAUACGACGAGAUUCGUCGUCACUGGGGUGGUGGCAUCUUGGGCCCCAAGUCUGUGGCCCGUGUGGCUAAACUGGAGAAGGCCAAGGCAAAGGAACUGGCCACCAAGCUGGGCUAA
This is a messenger RNA of Ailuropoda melanoleuca (giant panda), 801 nucleotides long. Its product is annotated as 60S ribosomal protein L7a-like. Bases 1 to 801 code for a protein of 266 amino acids. Gene Ontology annotation, cellular component: ribonucleoprotein complex. The transcript has a single exon. Gene Ontology annotation, biological process: ribosome biogenesis. Gene Ontology annotation, molecular function: RNA binding. The record is from RefSeq and is a predicted model, not a curated record. Lineage: Eukaryota; Metazoa; Chordata; Mammalia; Carnivora; Ursidae.